AUGGCUGUCGAAGAAAAACCAGCCGGCUUGAAAAGGCCCCUUUCUGAGGUCGAAGAUGCCGCGGAAUCCCUUGCACUGGACGAGAGGAUUGCCAAGGAAGUCACCGAGAACACUGGCAAGCCUUCUUCCCGGCCUGCAUCCAAGAAGCCCAGAGUCGAGGAGCGUCGCUCCAUCUUUGUGCGCUCAUUGCCGCCUGUCGCUACCAACGAGACCCUCACCGACUUCUUUUCGCAAUAUUUCCCUGUCAAGCACGCCACUGUCAUCACCGACCACAAGACCAAGGAGUCGCGUGGCUAUGGCUUCGUCACGUUUGCCGACGUCGAAGACGCCCAGCAGGCAAAGGCUUCGCUGGACAAGAAACUGUGGGACGGCCGGAGCCUCCGCAUUGACAUUGCCGAACCGAGACAUCGAAAGGGUAACCCAGAGGAUAAGCCCGCGGCCCCGCCUGGCAAGCCUACAAAUGACGAUAAUCGCAAGCCGCCCAAACUGAUUGUGCGCAACCUGCCGUGGAGCGUCAAAACGGAGGAGCAGCUGUCUCAUCUGUUCCGCUCCUUUGGGUUGGUCAAGUAUGCGGACCUUCCCAAGGCUAAGGGCAAGCUAAGAGGUUUCGGAUUCGUCACUAUACGUGGCCAGAAAAAUGCCGAGAAGGCCCUCGAGACCAUGAACGGCAAGGAGCUUGACGGACGUAUUCUCGCCGUUGACUGGGCUGUCAACAAAGAAUCCUGGGAGGCUCAGCAAAAGGAGCCGGAGAAGCUGGAGAAGACAGACAAGAAGAGCAAGGCUGAGGACGACGACGACCAGACGUCCGACGAUGCGACGUCCGACGAGGAAGACGAUGAAGUUGACGGCGCCGAUGGCAAAUCAAAAUCCGCGUCCAAGCCCAAGGACAAGGAGCUGGAUGACGACUUAAAAAACUUCUUCAAGAACCACAUGACAAACAUGGAAGACGAGUCUGACGAGAACGACGACGACGAAGAAGAAGAUGAUGAUGAUAAGGAGGAAGACGUCGAGGAGGUUCCUGAAGCCGCCAAAGAAAAGGUUCCCCUGAAGAAGCUGACGACGGACAACUCUUCGACACUGUUCAUCCGCAACCUGCCAUUCACUGCGACCGAUGAGCAGGUCAAGGGCUUCUUCGACUACUUUGGUAAGGUGCGAUAUGCCAGGGUCGUCAAGGACAAGGCGACGGAAAAGCCUGCGGGUACGGGCUUCGUGUGCUUCUUCAACGAGGCGGAUGCCAAGGCCUGCAUCAAGGGAGCACCGCGCGCCCAAGCGCCUGCGGCGCCCAACUCGAAGCACUCGAUCCUGCAGGACGAGAAUGCCGACCCGGACGGCCACUACACGCUAGACGGACGCCUGUUGCAGGUAGCGCAGGCCGUAAACAAGGAGACGGCAACCAACCUGGCGGACAGCGCUAUGGCCAAGCGUCGUGAGAAGGACAAGCGUCGCCUGUUUCUUCUGUCAGAAGGUGCCAUCACACCCAGGUCGCCGCUGUUCAAGCUCCUAGGGCAGUCGGAACUGCAGAUGCGCCAGGCCAGCGCCGCGCAGCGCAAGAAGCUGGUGGAGAAGAACCCUAGUCUGCACUUGAGUCUGACGCGUCUGGCGCUACGCAACAUCCCGCGCAACAUCGGAUCCAAGGAGCUCAAGGAUCUCGCGCGCAAGGCCAUUGUGGGUUUCGCCACGGACGUUAGGGAGGGCCGCCGCGUGCCGCUAUCCAAGGAGGAGAAUGCGCGCGACACCAAGGAAGCCAAGGACAAGGAACGCGAGCGCAGGCUCAAGGGCAAGGGCAUCGUACGCCAGGCCAAGAUUGUCUUUGAGACCAAUGACGGCUCCAAGGUGGACGAGAAGAGCGGCGCAGGCAAGAGCCGAGGCUACGGCUUCAUCGAGUACACGUCGCACCACUGGGCCCUCAUGGGCCUGCGCUACCUCAACGGCCACCAGCUCGAGGGCGACAACGGCAGAAAGCAGCGCCUCAUUGUCGAGUUCGCCAUCGAGAACGCCCAGGUUGUCCAGAGGAGGCGCGAGGUGGAAGGCUUCGGAGCCCGCUCCGCCGAGAGGAAGGCCGCCAAGGACCAGAAGGCCGUUGAGGAGACCAAGGGUGGCAAGCAGGACGACGACAACCAGCGGACGAGGAAGAUCCUCAGGGACAACAAGGAGGCUCGUGGCAAGGGCGGUCGCAACGCAAAGAACAAGAGCAAGAAGGGCGGCAAGCCUGCCGAGGACAAGCCUGCCCCCGCUGCUCCAGUCGCUGCGCCGGCCGACGGGAAGUCUGAGAUGCAGCAUAAGCUCAUUGCCAGGAAGCGCUUGAUGCGCAAGAAAAAGGCGAAUGCGAGGGGCUAA
This is a messenger RNA of Geosmithia morbida, 2337 nucleotides long. RefSeq names its product nucleolar protein 4. The transcript has a single exon. The record is from RefSeq and is a predicted model, not a curated record. NCBI's taxonomy places the organism in Eukaryota, Fungi, Ascomycota, Sordariomycetes, Hypocreales, Bionectriaceae. Bases 1 to 2337 code for a protein of 778 amino acids. Gene Ontology annotation, molecular function: RNA binding.